Molecule: messenger RNA, 3000 nt
Organism: Gymnodraco acuticeps
Lineage: Eukaryota; Metazoa; Chordata; Actinopteri; Perciformes; Bathydraconidae
Product: junction-mediating and -regulatory protein-like
Biological process (GO): positive regulation of apoptotic process; 'de novo' actin filament nucleation; Arp2/3 complex-mediated actin nucleation
Cellular component (GO): nucleus; cytoplasm
Molecular function (GO): Arp2/3 complex binding; transcription coactivator activity
Source: RefSeq, a predicted model, not a curated record
UGCAGUGUUUCGCAAAACUACAUGCAGCUUAAUUGUAGCUAACUUUUUGUUUAGCCAGUGAUGAUACCGUUUUCUAAACCGGUGUAUAGCAAGAAAAAAGGUGAAGGCUAUUAGAAAUGUAUAAAACUGUCGCACUAAACUUUGAUUGCUGUUUCUUGCAAGCUACGUGGAAAUUCCGAUAUUUUUUUGCAGGCACUUGAAGCCAACGUUAUUAUUUUUGCGUAUGUGGUCUUGUUUGGCGAACGAUGGAGAUGUGAUGUUAUGAGUUUGGAGACGAUGCUAAGCUUUUUGAAGAGACAGUGCCUUGUCACAGUUAUUCAUCGACUCCGUCUGUUGUAUGUAAACGAAUCGAUGCUGUUUUUGGAUCCGGCUGGUAGCAUACUUUGUGAUGAGAAAGGAGGUCUGGAGCCGAGGUGUGGAGAAUAAUGGGGCACAGCUGACGUUGUAAACACUGUCGCAUGUUAUGUGUCACACUCGAGGCUAAUAUGCUCGCAAAGCAUAGGAUACAACUAUCGGGUUGCAGGAGGAUGAAAUAGGAAGUCAGAUAUCUGAGUUUGAAGCCAGGUGGGCCAGAGAUGGGAAGUGACACCGCACUGCUCCAAAUUCAUCUGCUUGUUGUGCAAAGGAGGAUAGCCCUCCAGGCAAAAAAAUAUCCUCGGAAGACAAACACUUUUUGGUGAUUUUAACAACGUAAAAAACGGCGUUAUACUAAGUUGCAUCCACAGUAGGCCUACCGACGCAGGUUUAGCUGGAUCCAGCAUUGUUGUUGUUUUUGUGCCCUCACUUUGCAAACAUGUCCUUCACAAUGGAGGAUAAUUUCGAGUCGGGCUGGGUAGCUGUCCGCCCGAACGCCUUUGAUGAUAAGGAAAAGCACAAAUUUGUUUUUAUUGUUGCAUGGAAUGAAGUGGAGGACAAAUUUGCCAUUACGUGUCACAACAGGACGGUGCAGAGGAGAAGCUUUGGUAGGGACCCACUGGCCGAAGCCACUGGCCAGGAUGGAGACAAAACAAAAUGGCCCGAAAGUCCCACCAGAGAUAAAGUCUACAGGAGUCCAAGCAAAGGAGUCUGCAGCCCUAAAACCAAAUCCGUCAUGGCACCAGCAAUGAGUCCUGUCAAAAUCCCUUCAGUCAGUCGUGACACUGAGGUGUUAAAACCUCUCAGAGAGGACCAGCUGUCCCCCUCUCUGGACCUCUUGGAUCUGGAGGAGCUGGACAGUCUGAGCCGGGAGGACCGCAGCUGGGCCGGGCUUUUCUCCUUCCAGGACCUGCGGUCGGUCCACCAGCAGCUGUGCUCGGUGAACUCGGACCUGGAGCCUUGCCUCCCGGUGUUUCCGGAGGAACCAGCCGGGAUGUGGACAGUGCUGUUCGGCAUGGCGGAAGUACCCGAGACAGAAACGGAUAAGCUUUGCUACAGUUUGCAGAGGUACCUGAGCCACUCACUCGAUAUCUGUGGAUGGAAGAUCCUGUCGCAGGUUCUGUUCACGGAAAAAGACGACCCAGAUGAGUACUACGAGAGCCUGAGCGAGCUGAGGCAGUCUGGGUACGAAGAGGCACUCAACCGGGCAACAAAACAUCUGCAAGAGCUGCUGGACAAGCACAAGACCAUUGACAGUAUGGUGGAGCUGUUGAAGGUUUAUGAGGAGGAAGACGAGGCAUAUGGAGGACUGCUGGAGGCCUCCACCCAGCUGUACCAGUACCUGCUGCAGCCCUUCAGAGACAUGAGGGAACUGGCAAUGCUACGCAGACAGCAGAUCAAGAUUUCCUUGGAGAAUGACUACCUGGGGCCGAGGCGGAUUGAAGCUCUAAAAAAGGAGGACUUUGACUGGCAGAAAAAAGCUCAAGAGGCCGUCCUCAACAUACAGGAGUUUACUAUAAAAUACUUUGAGAUCACUGCCAAAGCCCAGAAAGGGGUGUAUGAGCGUAUGAAGGUGGACCAGCGCAAGUUUGGUAAAUCCUCUUGGACGGCUGCGGUGGAGCGCAUGGAGAGACUCCGCUACUCUGUGGCAAAGGAAACUCUGCAGCUCCAGAGAGCCCGGGAGAUCUGUCUGGAGCAGAGGAAGCACACACUACGAGAGGAGAUGCAGAGUCUGUGUAGCAGUGAGAACGCCAUGGCCCUCUUAGACCACAUGGAGACACAGUACUAUGAGCGGCAGCUGCAACUGUACGACAUCCAGGCGGAGAUAUUACAGUGUGAAGAGCUGCUUCUCAUCGCGCAACUAGACAGCAUUCACAGGCAGAUUUCUGGUAUUUUGGAGGAGGUGGUGUACUAUGACACCUUUAAAGUAAGUACAGAUGAUAUAAAGCAGGAUGAUCCUGCCGAGAGGGAAGAGCUGCGCAGACUUCAGGUCAGCGCUCGACAGCUGGAGGCAAGAAGGGGGCGCAUCACUGCCAAGCGCUCCUAUCUGAGGAACAAAAAGGAGAUCUGUGUAUCAAAUCACACUCAGAAACACAGACAGCAGAAACAUCUAGCCCUCCACAAGGACUCCCAUCAGGUCUUACAGUUGAAAGAUGAAGACGAGGAAGACGAGGAGAGGAAGAAUAGCAGAGUUAGUCAGGAGAGGCAGAGAACUCUGGACAGACUACGCACUUUCAAGCAGCGGAACCCAGGUCAGGUGAUGAUCUCAUCCCCGACUGCGCGUCACAGAAGAAAAGGGCACGGCAGGAGCAUGGAGAUGAGUAGUGUGUGUGAGAGGGAGGAGCGGGUGCCCUCGGUGUGUGUGGGCGCAGGGCCACCCCUGUGUCUCAGCACCAGCGUGCAGACGGACCCCAGCUACCUCACCACCCAGCCCGUCACGGCCCUCACAGCCUCCCUCCCUCGGCUGCCUGUGCACAGUCCUGCAGACUCCUUCUGCUCCCCCUGCUCCCUGUCCUCCCUACUGUCCUCCUCCAUGUCCCCUCCUCCUCCCCCUCCACCUCCACCUCCCCUGCCAACAAAGGAGGAGUUGUCACCUACUGCUAGCCCAGUCCGCAGAAGGUCAAGGUGAAGAUGGGAGAGCAGAAA